This is a messenger RNA of Globicephala melas (long-finned pilot whale), 2430 nucleotides long. RefSeq names its product RNA pseudouridine synthase D4 (gene RPUSD4). Gene Ontology annotation, molecular function: pseudouridine synthase activity; RNA binding. Gene Ontology annotation, biological process: enzyme-directed rRNA pseudouridine synthesis. The record is from RefSeq and is a predicted model, not a curated record. Lineage: Eukaryota; Metazoa; Chordata; Mammalia; Artiodactyla; Delphinidae.
GUCCGUCUUCUGCGCGUGGGCUUAGCUCGGCAAGAUGGCGGCUCCUAGCUGUAGUGCGCUUGGCGUCUGGGUCCGGGGUUCCUGGCAGCGUCUGGGGGAUCUCUUCACUUUCGUCUCAAAGCCACUUUGUUCCGCUGCUGCUGCCUCUCGGCCCCUGGAUGCCCAGCGAUUAGCGGAGAGGCUUCGAGCCCAGAAACAGGAACAAAAGACGAAGAAGCCGGUGCCCACAAACCCUGUUCAAAGGAGAGUGCAAGAACUACUGCGGUUCACAGAGCAGCUGCAGCGCGUCCACCCCAACGUGCUUGCUAAGGCGCUGAGCCGAGGACUUAUCCACCAGGACAAGGACCUUGUGGUCAUCAAUAAGCCCUACGGUCUCCCUGUGCAUGGUGGCCCUGGGGUCCGGCUCUGCAUCAGUGAUGUACUGCCUGUCCUGGCGAAGAUGCUUCACGGCCACAAGGCAGAGCCCUUGCAUCUGUGCCAUCGGCUGGACAAGGAAACUACAGGCGUAAUGGUGUUGGCUUGGGAAAAAGACGUGGCGCAUCAAGUCCAAGAGUUGUUUAGAACCCGUCAGGUGACAAAGAAGUACUGGGCCAUCACGAUGCGCGUCCCGGUGCCCUCAGCGGGAGUCGUGGACAUUCCCAUCGUUGAGAAGGAGGUGCAGGGCCAGGAACGACACCACAAGAUGACGCUGUCCCCGAGCUACUGCAUGGACAAUGGGAAGAUGGUGAGGGUACGGACCAGCAGGAACGCACACCUGGCUGUGACUCAGUACCGGGUGCUGAGCAGCACCCUCUCCUCCGCCCUCUUGGAGCUCCAGCCUGUUACCGGAAUAAAACAUCAGCUUCGAGUUCACCUGUCUUUUGGAUUGGAUUGCCCGAUCCUUGGUGACCACAAGUACUCAGACUGGAACAGGCUGGCCCCCCAGAAGCUGUCCGCCUGCAUCCUGAAGAAGCUGGGGCUGCGGCAGUCCAAGGCCCGUCACAUCCCCCUUCACCUGCAUGCCUGCCAGCUGACUCUGCCUGCCCUGCAGGCCGGGAAGGAGGAACUCAACUUGGUCUGCAAGCCUCCUCGAUAUUUUGUCCAUUCCCUGCGCCGUCUGGGCUUAAAGAUGCCGAGUCGGGAUCAAAAUGGGGACAAGGAAGCCACACACUCAGGAGCACAGUGAAGACAGUUGGGCAGUUUGCCCUGAAUUCUUCUCUCUGUUUAAGGGACUCUGCUAACUUCUCACUUGGGACAGACUCCAGAAGAGCCAGGUGUGAUGAGUUGAAGAAACAGCUGCUUCAGGGCUCUUACUGGGGACUAGUGUCUGUUUUUCGACACUCUGGCCACAUGCUGGAAAAGCCAGCAGGCAGUCUCCCUGCUUCAGAGUGGAAGAGAGCUCAGGACCAGGAGAACUAAAGCACAGAAUCUGUGAUCAGGAACUGUUUUUACCCAACAAUAAAGCUCUUGGUCUGUCAGGAAAGUUCCUGUGGUUGGAGAGAACAUAAUGGUGGUCUAGCUCAUAGAGAUUCAGAAGCAGCUUCUGCUGUCCUCGUGGAGCUGCAGGAUCUAUCAGCAAAGCCUUCCUGCUUUAUUUGUUCAGUCUCAGAUUUUGUAGCCAGCGAUCAUAGACUACAAGGAUUCCCUUCAGCCUCCGCUCGGGCCCCUUACUGUGCUAGUGACUGUGGAGCCUGCGAAGGGGUGUUCAGUGAGCAAGCAAAGCAGGUGUAAAUGGCAGGCAGGUAACAAAAACGAGUGGAGCAAGCAGGGUGUAAGGCCAUGUGGGGAGCACCCACCUGUCUAAAGAGGGCAGUUGUUAGCUCCAGCUGAGGGUUGCUCUGUGGGAACAGAUCUUCUAACUUUUUAAAUUAUUUAUUUAUUUAUUUGGCUAUACCAGGUCUUAGUUGCGGCACGCGGGAUCUUUGUUAUGGCAUGCGGGAUCUUUAGCUGUGGCAUGCGAACUCUUAGUUGUGGCAUGUGGGAUCUAGUUCCCUGACCAGGGAUCAAAUCCGAGCCCACUGCAUUGGGAGUGCAGAGUCUUAACCACUGGACCACCAGGGAAGUCCUAACUUUUUUCAGAGAGUCAGGAAACCCAGAUAUUUAUGUGAAAUCUCCCAGUAUAUUGCUAACUAAAUCAGAAGUUUUAAAAAGACACUUGGAUAGCCAAGCAGGACAUAUUUGUAGGUUGGAUUUGGUCUGCAGGCUGCCUGUUUGCAAUCUAAAGAAUGUUGUAGGGCUUCCCUCGUGGCGCAGUGGCUGAGAGUCCACCUGCCAAUGCAGGGGAUACAGGUUCGUGCCCCGGUCCGGAAAGAUCCCAAAUGCCGUGGAGCGGCUGGGCCCGUGAGCCAUGGCCGCUGAGCCUGCACGUCCGGAGCCUGUGCUCCGCAACAGGAGAGGCCACAGCAGUGAGAGGCCUGCGUACCGCAAAAAAAAAAAAAAAAAAAAAAAGAA